Molecule: messenger RNA, 1971 nt
Organism: Eurytemora carolleeae
Lineage: Eukaryota; Metazoa; Arthropoda; Copepoda; Calanoida; Temoridae
Exons: 2
Coding region: 342-1019 (225 amino acids)
Biological process (GO): sensory perception of taste
Cellular component (GO): membrane
Source: RefSeq, a predicted model, not a curated record
ACAGGCCUGAGCAUCCGCAAACCACCUCCCUAAGCACAUUGCCACACAAUCAGUUACGUCAUUUACAGACGAAAUUUGUUUGGAGGUUUAAAGAUAAAAGCCAAUUUUCUAGAUAGAGGGAGAGGGGCAGAAGGUUUGUUUAUCUUUAUUUCAGCUUUUCUCCAUAUUUAAUGGUUAACAUAUAGCUACAAAUAAUUAAUCAAGUUUUUAAUUUCAACUUUGUUGUUUCAAAUAAAUUAUUGAACUUAUUUCAAAUAUAUUGAUUUAGACAUGUUUACUGAAGGUAGUUCUACUUUAACAACCUUCUACUGGGCUCAGUUUGUUAAAACUUCACAAAUAAAAUGUUUCUAAAAUUACUUGAAUUCUGGAGAGCAGUGAAUUUGGUGAAAAUUCUGGUCUUUAUAGGGCUCAUUCCUGUUCAUGAAGAUGCCAAUGGACAAUUAAAGUUUAAGCUUGUAUCUUGGAAAACUGCUGUGGCAUUUACUUUUCUUAGUAUUAUUCCAACCACUUGUCGUAUUGUUGGGAAACUACUGGUGUCAAUCCACUUUAAACGACUGGAACAAUCAGCUAGCACAAUUAUGGAAAUAGCGGAUAUCAUUCACAUUAUUCAAACAAUAGUGUUUUCUUUGAUAUGUCCAAUUCUUACAGCUAACUUGGUAGAAAAGUCUAAGAUGUCUUUAAAUAGAUAUAAACUUUCCAGAAUGAUUUGGCUGGUGGUAUACACUACCUUCUCCAUCAUCAUAACUGUACUUCGCGUUUACACAGCUAUUAAAUCUGGAUUGGGUAUUGCAAUACCAAUUCUCUAUACUGCCUUCAAUACCCUUCACACGAUAGGGAUUGUUAGUGUCAUGCUGGUAAUCACCUUUGUCUCUUCACCAAUUAUAGAUGAGGGCAAUAAAAUAGAAAUAACUGAUGUUGACACUCUUAUUGUGAAGUCAGUAACGUUGGUUGAGAAAACCAGGAAUAUUAAGCAAGGAUUUAGUCCUAUUCUCUUCUCCAUUCUUUCAGGCAGUGUUUAGGAUCCAUUUCAGUUAGAUAUGGACAGAUCCUUGAUCCAUACAGUGGAAAAAUCCUCCAGUUUAUGAUAUUACAUAAAGUUUUUUUUUUACCACAAGGCAAACACCAAUUCUGACAUUUUCUUCUUUUCCCCACUAAUUUUCAUCUUAACUUAAAUUGCCAAUGAUUUGGAAAGUUUGGUUGAUCUCUCAUUAGUUGUCAAAUGUAAAAAAACAAAAACAAAAAUGGUCAUUGGUAAACCAUCAUUUCGUAGAACAAGGCAAAGCACCCAUCAGAUAUUUAACAGCCAAAGGAUGGAAAUUAGUCUUACAAUUGAUAAAUAACACAAGUCUAGUGUGAAUCAAUAUUUCAAGGGCAUGGAUUAAGACCAAAGGUUUUUCUAAUGUUAUGUUUUAUAUGUUGCCAUUUUGUUUUGAACCAUGAUUCUAAACACUGCUCUCAGGUGCAACAAUAUACAUCCUGUUGUACACUUACUUGGCUAUUAAAGCACUUAUGAGGGGAAGCCAUGGGAAUCUUCCAGCUAUUGUGCUAGGUGUCCUUGCCAUGCUUCUACUUGUUUUCUACAUUGUAGGCUUCUGUGAUGAUACACAUCAAGUUUUGGCAGUAUUUAGUCAUAAACUCAGGUAUCACUUACUAACAUUUUUGAGUCUUGACUGUAUAAUUUCAACAAGCUAAGCCCAGCUGUCUAGCCUGUUAGAUGCAGGGUAAUGGUGCCAGAAAAUUAUUCCUUUCCCUUAAUUGAGGAGGUAAAUUUCAUAUCAGCAGCUUGUCCACCGGAUAUGGAGUUCUGUUGCUGAAGCUUAGCCAUUACUCCAAUAAGAUAAAAAUUUGCAAUUUUUUCCCCUCAUUGGCAAAUUUUACCUUCAUUGGAAAAUUUUCCCAAUCAAUUGCAUAUUUUCCCUCCUAAUUGGCAGAUAUUUUCCAAACCUGAUUGAGUUUCCCAACUGAUCAGCA